AUAAAAUGAAACUGUUCGACAAAAAAUAGUCAAAUUUCUUAUUACUCGAAAUCGCAUUAAGCGAACAACCAAACAAGUAAACAAACUUAAGAAAAAAAGGACACCCCAUCCAUAAUCUCAAUCCGACAGAUAGAAAGUGAGACUCUGUCCUCGAUAAUUGCAAAGACCUUAUUUAGCAUAAUCAUCCCUUAACGUAGUUGUCGGGAUUCGACCCCGGCGAUAAGUGACAUAAACAUAGUAAACAACCUUAAGAAAGGUGGAGUUGGAAGACGACUAGCUCAUCAUUAUUUGUCAAAACUGGAAUGAGCGGAUAACAGUGACCAAUCCACGUUCAGUAAAGUAGCUCAGCCAAAUCCGCCAAUCACAAUCUCUCCCCUUUCUCUCUCCUACCCAUUUCAAACUCGAAACGCAAUAAAAUAUCUCAAGAAAGAAGAGGGUAUACGGAUUGAAGCAAAACAGAGAAAGAAAAAGGCGUGUACAGCAAGGCGGAGUAGUAUUUUGGAAUCUCUUUUCUCACCUGCCAACUUCCAUUUUUGUAUACUUUUAUGCCCCCCCUUCCCUCACUAUCUUUUGUCUUCUCUCUUUCAAAACUUUCUUCAAUCGGACGUUUCUGUUUGUCUUUUAAAGAAAUAAAUAAAAAAGAUCUGGAAAAGACUGGCCUGGCCUGUCAGUUUCAUUUUCCAUGACCAGUACGCUUUGCCAGUCGUUACAGAGAGAGAAAGCUCAACCAUUGCGGAGGAAGAAUGCUCAUGGCCUAUUUCUCCUUGCUGUUUAAGCUUCUGUUGGAAGCUGGGUGCUGAUCAACGCUUUUUUCUUGUGUAAAUUCGAAUAAAAAUCGAUUCUUUUUCCAUAUAUUUGUGUGUAGAGACAGGAAGUUACGAUUUGAUAAAGAAUAUGGGCUUUUCUCCACUUUUUUGCUGCGUCAAGGGUUCGGGGUAUGUCCUCUUCUUGAAUUUGUGCUUUUCCCUUAUUUGUUUCAGUCUUACACUCUUACUCUCGCAUCAUUUUAUCCUUGUUGAUCCGCUAUGGUUGAUGCUAUUAUUGAUUUUCAGAGUGGCUGCUUAGAUUUUGUCUAAAAGUGACCAAUUAACCAUCCUUGCCAUCCUACUUUUGAUCUCUAAUUUUAUGUAUAAAAGUUCUGUUUUGCUGUACAGUGGAAAAUCUGGGACAGUUUCUUAAUAUGUAAUGUUAAUUAUUAGUACUAAUUUAAAUAUUAUGGAACUAGAGUUAACUCUAUCUUUGGUCAAGUGUUGUCAUCCGAUAGGAGAAUACUAAUAUAAAACGCAGGCUGUCUUACAAGUAGAACAGAGACAUAGCAUAAUUCUUCAAAUAUGAUUUUCAUUGUUUUCUCAUUCGAUUUUUAGGAAUGAAUGAGUUCCAUCUCUAGAAAAAAUAGACAUUUCUGAUCUGUUUACGCACAUGAAUCAUGUUUUGCUCCACUGUAACAUGUUUUAUUUUAGUUAUACAACAAGUUUGUUGAAUGGGAAGGAAUGUUAUGUACUUUUCUUUAUAGAAUGUUGCAUUAUACAGGAAGGACAAGUCAAAGAAGAAGCCAAUGUGGCGGGUUUUUUCUCUGAAGGAAUUGCAAUCAGCUACCAAUAAUUUUAACUAUGACAACAAGCUGGGAGAAGGCGGAUUUGGUAGUGUUUAUUGGGGUCAGCUCUGGGAUGGAUCACAAAUUGCAGUCAAAAGGCUAAAGGUUUGGAGUGAAAAAGCAGAAAUAGAAUUUUCAGUUGAGGUUGAAAUACUAGCCCGUGUACGACACAAGAAUCUGCUGAACUUACGGGGCUAUUGUGCUGAAGGGCAAGAACGUCUGAUUGUUUGCGAUUAUAUGCCGAACCUAAGCUUACUUUCUCAUCUUCAUGGGCAGCAUUCAACUGAAAUCCUUCUUGAUUGGAAGAAAAGAAUGAACAUUGCCAUUGGUUCUGCCGAGGGGAUUGCGUAUCUGCAUCACCAUGCAACACCGCACAUUAUCCAUAGAGAUAUUAAAGCUAGCAAUGUCUUGUUGGACUCUGAUUUCUGUGCACAAGUUGCAGAUUUUGGGUUUGCAAAGCUCAUGCCUGAUGGGACAACACAUGUCACUACUAGAGUAAAGGGUACGCUUGGUUAUCUUGCCCCGGAAUAUGCAAUGCUAGGAAAGGCCUCAGAAAGCUGUGAUGUGUACAGCUUUGGCAUUCUUUUGCUAGAGAUUGCUACUGGCAAGAAACCGAUAGAGAAGGUCAGUGAAACUUUCAAGUCCCCAAUCACAGGUUGGGUGCUGCCUUUGGCUUGUGAAGGGAAAUUCAGCGAAAUUGCAGACCCAAGGCUUAAUGGAAACUUCGUGGAGGAAGAACUGAAAAGAGUUGUUUAUAUUGCGCUCGUUUGUGCUCAUUCUCAACCAGAGAAGAGACCGACAAUGCUUGAGGUGGUUGAUCUCCUCAAAGGCGACUCUGAGGAGAAGUUUGCUGCUAUAGAGAAUGAUGAAAUGUUUAAAAAAACUCAGGCUGUCAGUCACAAGAAUGAAUUUUCUGAACCGGAAGACAGCUCAGAGUUCUUCUCGGAAGAAAAGGUAUCGAAGCAAGAAAUUGAGACGGUUCAAAUUGGCCCUGAAGUGUGAACUAAUUCAAACUGCUUUGAGGAUCAUUGUAGAGAUGCUUCUUGGUUUAUUUUCCGCAGAAUGCUGAAAGUUUAAGGCAGCCUGUGGGAUACAUUGGCUUCGGAAUUUAUGGAUGAUUUGAGUGUGUUGUGGGAGUGUGAAUAUCUACGUGAUAUGCAAUUUUUUUGAUUUGUUUAUCUUUGAACUCUGGAUUGAACACUAAAAUGUACAAGCUUUCUGUCAUUUGGAUAAUUAAAAAGCGAGUAUCUUUCUAUUCUUUGUUGGGGAGUAUUUUUUCCAAGCUAACUUUGUCUUUAACUUUUCC
Messenger RNA from Cuscuta europaea, 2900 nucleotides. The record is from the annotation of a GenBank genome assembly. Lineage: Eukaryota; Viridiplantae; Streptophyta; Magnoliopsida; Solanales; Convolvulaceae.